This is a messenger RNA of Clarias gariepinus (North African catfish), 6339 nucleotides long. Its product is annotated as thyroid adenoma-associated protein homolog. The record is from RefSeq and is a predicted model, not a curated record. The coding region runs from base 9 to 5678 and encodes 1889 amino acids. Gene Ontology annotation, cellular component: cytosol. The transcript is spliced from 31 exons. NCBI's taxonomy places the organism in Eukaryota, Metazoa, Chordata, Actinopteri, Siluriformes, Clariidae. Gene Ontology annotation, biological process: tRNA methylation.
CGCAGGACAUGCAUGAGUUAGAUGAUACAACUAUGAUUUCUCCGGAUUUAGAUAAAGCCUAUGUAGGAACACUUCUCAGCGUUUUUGUUUUAGAGGAGGAUUUGCGUCAGGAUGUGAAAGAUAAGCUCGGGUUAUUCUUGGAGAAGCUCGUAGAGAGUGGAAGGAGCACAAUGAAGCGAGUGAUGGAGCGCUCCAUAGAGGACGCAUUGCAGACUCUGAGGAAAAUCCCACCACCUUUUCUGCAGCACUUGACGUCUGAAAAUCACCGGCGCCUUGUUCAGGUCGUCCUAAGAUCACAGCUGGAUGCGGUGAACACGUCCACAUCGGCCUGCCGCAAACUAGACCAGAUGUUGCAACACCUGGCUCAGGUCAGUGAGUCUUUAGUGUUUGAAGAGGUCCAGCAAUGUCUCCAGAGACGACUCCAUCGGGAGCAGGUGUUGUCAUUAAAGGACCUUCAAAUACUGUGUAUGUUCCUGGAGGAGAGCGCGAUGGGCAGAGAAGGUUUAAGACGAGCGUUUCUGCCUCUGCUGAGUAAAAUCACCAUGUCGUUGCCUAACAUUAUGAACGACGAGGCAAAUAGAAAUGGUCCCCUGUGUUACCAGGCAGUCAAGAUGUGUCUGCAAAUGUUCCAGCUGCUGCCUGAGCAAGUGGUGCCUCUUGUCUUUUCCAAGCAGAAAGACAACCUGCAUAUGAGAGAGAUCCUGGAAUUCCUUAUUAAUAUAAUCCUGGGACAUGUUUGUAACAGGGACACGCGGCUGCUAGCAGGCACCGCUGUGGCCAUGCUGAUCUCUGUAGCACCGGACAAUGAGAGUGGAACUUCAGCAGCCUCGAGUUUACUCCAGAUUACCAACACGGAGCAGUGUUGUGUGACAGUAGGACAGUUGCAGGUAGACUGUUUUCCAAGAGGAUGUAAUGGAGUGAACAGACUCAGUGUAGCCAGAGGAUUCCUGACCUGCUUGAGAAAGAAUGUUCUCGUUCAACAGAGCGCCGGCAAACAGACCUGCCUCCUCCUACACGGCUUAUUUCCCCUCGUCUCCGAUUUGCUGCGAGAGAAACUGGACUGUCACUACUACGUGUUUCAAGUGUUUAUCUUGUGGCUGAAGUAUGUGAAAGACUGCCACCCUGAGAUUACGGAGAUCUCCGGUGCUCACUUGCUUGAUGAAGGAUCGAACCUUAGAGACAAACUCGCACAAAUCAUUUGGGACAAUGCUGAGAGCCCGGUAGAGGGCGUGUCUGAGUCAGUACGCACUGCCUUCAGUUUGUUUCUGGAGAUUUAUGAGCUGGACUGUCGGCUUUCUGGAGAUACUGAGAAACGACUUCAUGUGAAUUUACUGCACAGGAUUGCAGAGCUGCCGUGGGAGUCCAGGGCCAAAUACUCACCCCUAUGUGCCCUCCUGCCCUAUGUGGGUACAGACAAGGUCCUGGAGCAGUAUCCUUCUCUUCCAUCUCACAUCUCUAAGUGCCUCUCUGCUAAUCACCUCGCACCUGGGGCAUCCGAGAUCUACAAGUUGCUCCUUCAGGAGCAAAGACGCGAGCUUACGGUUAAUGCGCUGAAAGAUGCUCCGCCCACUGAGCAACACUUGGCUACCCAGUGGGUGCAGCGAUGGCAACCGACAGUCCUGAAAGCUCUGACCUCCGAUGUGACUCUGCUUCGGAAUAACGCCUCUAGCUACCUCCUGCCCUGCACCCUACGCUGCUUCCCGGGGGCAUUUGACACGCUGCUAGCCGCUCUAGACCUCGCUGCCCCGGGGCAUCUACGAGCGUGGGUGUGCAUCAUGAGCGCCCAGCGAGCAAACGGCGGACGUCUGUCCUUGAAUUCGGAGAACGACUUUGCCUUGGGGACGCUUCGGCUAGCCUUGUCGUCUCUCGACGACACGGUCCGGUUAGCAGCGUUCACCCUCAUCUGCUGUAGCCCGAAGUCGAAAGAGCCUCCGUUAGAAGUGGAAUGCGGUGCCAUGAGGGAGUUUCUUCCUUUUAACCUGAACAGCGAGUCGUCGCCGUUUCGUCAGCAGCUCCAGGCGGGGUUAAGGAAGUUCCUCGUGCGUAUUCGGGACCGCUGUAUGGCAAGCCUCAAAGGUCAGAAAUGUAAACGCGGCCUGAGCAAGGAACAAGAGAAAGAACUUCAACAAGGCAUAGAAUUCAUCGACUGGGUGGCGCAGGUGCCGUUAGUCUCCCUGGCUCCUGGGAACAGCUUCCAGAGGAAGAAGACGGCUCUCCUGCUGCUAGCUGCAGUUCUGGAGACCUGCUCAGACUCCUGGAGUCCAGACAGGAAGAAGGGUCAGCCACCAGCUAACAUGUCAGAGCUGAUAAACUACACAAGAGCCAGAGGGAAGUGGGAUUUCUACUGCCGCUCAAGACAGCUAGUCCUAAUCGGCUGUUUGGAGGACGUGACCAAUGAGAUCCGUGAGCAUGCGGCCGAGCUGCUGGUGAGAUUUUUCCCGCAGUCUCUCGAUUCUGAUGUCGCGAUCGCGCUUUUUAGCCGAGCACAGGCGCGUCUGCACAGCCCGCGUGUUCAGGAAGCCCAGACGGGGGCUCUGAUGAUGAAACUGCUGCUACAGAAGUGUGUGUCUCUGGCUGGUGUUUCAUCUCUGGCUGGUGCGGCGUCUCUGGAUGGUGCGGCGUCUCUGGCAGGUGGUAGGUCUCUGGAUGGUGCGGCAUCAGUCAGGCUGCUCAGACACCUGCUAAAGAGUCUGGAGCAGCAGUACCUAAUUGCCAGUCAGGACAUGCUGCUUGCUGCACGCUCAUCACCCCUACAUGGUGCGGUCAGCGCUGUUCACAAGUGUGUGCUGGACGUUCCUGGAGUUUUGGCUGAAGCUCUAGACCAGAGUAUGAUCUCAGAACUAGUCUCAUUGCUGGAAAAGAUCUCACUGCUGCUGCUUGGUGUGCUGUAUGGAGAUCAGAAUACAGAGGACAAAGAGGUCCCGCCUUCUUUCUGUGACAUGGGAAACGCCAUCAGCUCACUAAUUGGACCCAGUGGAGCAGGGCUGGAUGAUGAUGAUGAUGGAGAAGAGAACGUGCUGCUUUCAGAAGAGCACAGUCUGGUGCUGACCUGCUGCUGGGUCACGCUGAAGGAAAUUGGGAUUUUUCUUGGUUCACUGGUGGAGAGGAUUCUAUCAACCACCCAUAAGGACAUGACACUGUUAACUGUAGAAGAUCUGCAGAAGGCUUCGAAAGUCUUUAAGGACAUUAUUCUUAAAUGUAGACAUUGGGGGGCAGUGGAGGGCUGCUGCAUUGGAUUCACUAAAUUCUGCACCGCCCUCCUCAUCAGCACUGAUCCAAAGCACAGAGAGAUCCCAAACCGAAUUCUACAGCAGGGUCUGUGUGUCCUUCAGACACCCCGGAGUACAUCAGUGACGAGACGGGCAGCGGGUCUGCCGAUGCUUAUUCUUGGUGUGUUGGCAGCAGAGGAGAGUGGUACUUCCCACCCACUGCUGGCCCACAGCAUCCACACACUGCUGGAGACAGCCAGAGCCCCGCUGCCCCAGAACUGGGACCAGACCCUUGACCUGCCUCAGGUGUGUGCCGUUCACACAGUUCAGGCCCUAGUAAAAGGCUCCAGUCUGGGUUUAACUAUCCUUCAGUACGCCCCUGAGAUCACCAUGCUGUCCCUCUCACUUCUCAGUUCUCCUUCUUGGUCCAUGAGGAACGCUGCACUGCAGCUUUACAGUUCUCUCUGCUCCAGAAUGUUGGGUCAGAGGCCUGCUGGUGAAGAUGUCUCUGCCCAGUAUGGCAUGUCCUCCCCUGCCUUUUUCAAGCAUUAUCCCGCGUUAAAGCCGUUCCUCCUUGAGGCUUUACAAAGAGCAGCAGCGGACCUGCACGAAGCCAGACUAAGCCUUCACCCCUCUCUCUACCCGAUCCUAACCCUGCUGGCCAAGCUGCAGCCUGGAGCUCAGGAACAAACACAAGCUCUGUCAGACUUCCUGCCUCCACUGCUCCAGCUAGCUGCUAGCCCGGUAUAUGGCGUGCGAGCAAUGUCAGCCCAAUCCCUGGUUGCUAUGAUACCACCUACAGAGUAUGUGGCAAGAGUACUGAAAAUAGUGGAGGAGCUGCCCGAGAAGCCGAGUAGCCCGAGCUGUCACAACCGCGUGCAUGGCCAACUCCUACAGAUAAAGGCCAUCCUGACCAGAGUCCUUCACGCUGACAAUCCUCACCCAUCCUCUCUGUGUGGAGUGGGGGAGGCGAUGGAGGCUCGACUUUGGCUGGCGUCCCACAAGCAGAGAUGCCCUUUGGUGCGCCAGGCAUAUGUUUCCAUGCUGAGGCUGCUGAGAGAGAAGUGCACGAGGGCUUUCCUUACGAACCUCGGUACUCUGCUGAUGGAGGAGCUCCAUCGGACGCCACACGCUUUAGAGCUUGGCUCCGCCUCCUUCCACCGCAGUGCAGUGCACUACCUGUGCGACGAUCCUGACUGGGCAUGCCGGGUGUGGCCUCACCUGUCCGGUGGGAGUGCAGUUACUCGUCUCGCUGUGGUCACCUGGAUAAAAGAGGGGCGGGGCUGGAGAAAAAGCCACCUACAGCGCGAGCUGGAAAAAGCACUCCAGGUCAAUCUGAAGGAGGCGCUCUUGGAUCAGGAUGUUGAGUACAAGGGAGCGUACUUAUCAGCACUGGUGGAAGUCAUGACCCCGGAUGUGUUGAGUCAAACCCAGCCUCAGCGCCUCUUAUUCAAGCUUGAAGAGGCAGAGCUGCACGAGUCUGUCCAUCUUCUGUUAAAGGAUCUGGAAGAGAGCAGAGGAGGGCCAGAGUUCCUUUCUCAGACCCUGUGUGCUUUGUCUCUACUGCUUUCUCCAAGCACAGACUUGGCCGUACUGCAGCGCUGGUGUGUGUUAUUAGAAACACACAGACGUGCCGAGGCUCCUGAAGCUCUGCGACUGGCCUGUGCUCAGGCUCUGGCUCUGACCGGCGCUGCGAUAGUAGCCCACAGCCUGCAGUGCAGUGCCGCUUUAAAACCCCUCAGUACCAGGCUGAUCAGUACGGGCGUGCACCUACUGCAGGAUCAGAGUCAACUAGUGAGAGCCCAGGCCGCCAUCUUUGCUUCUGUCAUCCGCGAGUCUCAAACAGGAGAAACGCCACCGAAGUGCUUCCUCAUGCAGAGCAACCAAUCGCUGCGUAUACUGCUGGACCGGCUGCUGGGGGAAUUCUGGGACAGCGAGGACACUUUGGAAGCUGUGGUGUGUCAUUUGCCAGAUUGGGAUGUCAGAAGUGUACUUCAGGAGGCCAAGCUCUCACAAAGCAACAGUCUGUACGAGCAGGACAACGCAAACAUGUUUUUGGAGCCCUCUGUGAUUUCCGAGACCGUGCUGCCAUAUUUGCUUUGCCUGGCAAAACGAUACCCAGAAUCCUCUGUUGUUGCCAAGACUCUUGAUCAGUGGGAGGAAGAAAAUACAGUGUCUGUCAGAGAGAACCUCAGCAUCUGCGCCAAGCUUCAAUUAGGUGAAACCCUGGAUUCUGAUUGGCUGAGUGUACUGAUGGAGCCGCGUUUCCAUGGCGCCCUUUGUGGGCUCUACGCCAAAGCUGCCUUUCUGCUGCAGAUAAUCAGCGUUUGUAAUAAACCACGACCCCCAGUUGACCCUUCAGUCUUAGCGCAGGACCUGCUGGAUUUACACAAACGGCUUGGUCUGGGUGGAGUUCAUAUCGCGGACAGUUUUCUUAACGCCAUUAAAAACAAAACGCGUCUAAAUUGAUGCAAAUGGAUUUGAGAUUGUAGUAUUGUAGCUUCUGCUACUUUUGGAUUUUGGUCGUGACUGUGGGUUUAUGCUCUAAAACUCUAUGGGCUAUAUGUCUUCCAGAUAAAGUGCAGGUACAGCGAUGGACAAAGAGUCAGUAUUACCCUGAUGAGUAAAAGAUGGUGUGGUUCUUAAACGGCAGGCAGUAUCGCUGCGCAUGGACCCGGAUCGUAUUACAGUGAAUGCAGGCAACUUUAUUUAAAGGACUACUGAAAUAAGUUCAGAAUUCUGGUAGAUUUCUUUUUUAAUUCUUUCCACCCAUUAUAUUAAAAGCCUGGGUAGUAUACAGUACAUUUUCGUCUUUAGCAGCACUGCACUGUGCGCAAGCACCACAUACUGAAAUAGACAACCCUAAAGGUGCAAUGUGUUAAAAGAUCUUGAUCAGAGGACAAGCACAAGGAAUGUUUUCCUGCACCUGCACUUCACCUAGUGAGCAGCAGGGGGCUCUCCAAUGUUUAGACUGCUCCUUUAAUUAUGAGCCUUUAAUCGUAUGCUAGAACACUCUUUACCACAACCCCCAGGAAGUAGAUUAUUUUGAAUCAGUGUUUAUUUAUAACUUGUUGAUAUCUGGUUUUCUUGAUAUGUUAAGAUGAUGUGUUGAAUAAAUCUUUUUAACUUG